GUCGGGGCCGCGGCCCGGAAGUGGUCGGGGCCGCAGCGGACGGAAGGGCGUCCGUGUUUCGUCCGCUCCGCGGCGGCGGCCCAGCCAGGCCCCCGGGACUCAGGGCACCAGGGAGCGCGGUUUCCCCCCUUGGGGCUUUCCCGCCGGGCCAGAGACCCAGGCCCGCAACGCCAGGCCCUGCCCCGGAAGGGGACGGGGAGCGGCGAGGUCGCCGUGUUGGGCCGGCGCCGGCGGGCGCAGUUUCUUUGUGGGAUGCCGCGGAAGGCCGGCUGAUUCUCCCUUCGGAGUCAUUAUUCAAACAUUGACUCCGCGAACGUUCACUGAGCCCCUGUUGCCGUUCUUGGCGCUAGGCCUUGGGGAUACACCCCAAAGUGGACCGAGCACAGUGGCCGAGCUCAUUUCGACUCAGUACCCGAGAAGGGUGGAUACGGGAAGGUUGAAGUCGAUGGAGGAGAAACGCGGAGUAGGCUUUUCUGUUUUUAUUUUGCAUGAAUUAUGCCUGAAAUGUACUUUUAAAUGGGACGGUCCUCUGAAGAUUUGUGCUGAAACGCCAUCUGCUCGAGAUUUAACUAAUUGUUCUCUCUCUCUCUGUUGGACGCGCACCUUUCCGGAGGAUGGGGGAGGUAACCAAGGCUGCUCUUUGGCGUAAAUUGCAAUCGAUUAGGGAUCGUUUCUCAGAAUCAAGUUAGAAGUGAGAGUUCAGAUAAGUGAGGCCGCCAUUGCUGCUUUGAACACCUCAGAAGGGGACAAUGGAUUUAUCAGGAGUGAAAAAGAAGAGCUUGCUAGGAGUCAAAGAAAAUAAUAAAAAGUCCAGCACUAGGGCUCCUUCUCCUACCAAACGCAAAGACCGCUCUGAUGAGAAGUCGAAGGAUCGCUCCAAAGAUAAAGGGGCUGCCAAGGAGUCGAGUGAGAAGGAUCGCGGCAGGGAUAAAACUCGAAAAAGGCGCAGCGCUUCCAGUGGUAGCAGCAGCACCAGGUCUCGCUCCAGCUCAACCUCCAGCUCAGGCUCCAGCACCAGCACUGGCUCAAGUAGUGGCUCUAGCUCCUCUUCAGCAUCGAGCCGCUCGGGAAGUUCCAGCACGUCCCGCAGCUCCAGCUCGAGCAGUUCCUCUGGCUCUCCAAGUCCUUCUCGGCGCAGACAUGACAAUAGGCGGCGCUCCCGCUCCAAAUCCAAACCACCUAAAAGGGAUGAAAAGGAGAGGAAAAGGCGGAGCCCUUCCCCUAAACCCACCAAAGUGCACAUUGGGAGGCUCACCAGGAAUGUGACCAAGGAUCACAUCAUGGAGAUAUUUUCCACCUAUGGGAAAAUUAAAAUGAUUGACAUGCCCGUGGAAAGGAUGCAUCCCCAUCUAUCCAAAGGCUACGCAUAUGUGGAGUUUGAGAAUCCAGAUGAAGCUGAGAAGGCACUGAAGCACAUGGACGGAGGACAAAUCGAUGGCCAGGAGAUCACUGCCACUGCUGUGCUGGCCCCCUGGCCUAGGCCACCCCCCAGGCGAUUCAGCCCUCCCAGGAGAAUGCUGCCGCCACCUCCCAUGUGGCGCCGGUCUCCCCCACGGAUGAGGAGAAGGUCCCGCUCCCCGAGGCGCAGGUCCCCUGUGCGCCGGCGAUCCCGUUCCCCUGGCCGCCGCCGCCACCGGAGCCGCUCCAGCUCCAACUCCUCCCGAUAAGCAGGGCCACCGAAGCUCAUGCCCCCUGUAACUUAUACCCCAUCCCAUCCCAUCCGGAUCAGUUUUGUCACUUUUCUAGCCAAAGGAGGAUCGGUAGGAAAGGAAAUUCCUCACUCGGGCAGGCUUGGAAGCCAGCUAUUGACAGCUCUGCAGGCCGGUUUCCAGCUGCUGAAGUACUGUUGGUUUGGAGUUGUGCCUGUAAAGAUGCCCUCAGUUUUCUGGCUAGAAAGCUCACCUGGUUCCAGUACCUGAGAGUCAGUUCAGUGGCAAAGCCACCAGGGACAAGCAAGGCUCCAGGUGGCAACGUGGGCCAGCCUGGGAACACGCUUUU
This is a messenger RNA of Propithecus coquereli (Coquerel's sifaka), 1998 nucleotides long. RefSeq names its product RNA binding protein S1, serine-rich domain (gene RNPS1). The record is from RefSeq and is a predicted model, not a curated record. Gene Ontology annotation, molecular function: RNA binding. Bases 750 to 1667 code for a protein of 305 amino acids. Gene Ontology annotation, biological process: mRNA splicing, via spliceosome. Gene Ontology annotation, cellular component: ASAP complex; cytoplasm; nucleoplasm. The transcript is spliced from 8 exons. NCBI's taxonomy places the organism in Eukaryota, Metazoa, Chordata, Mammalia, Primates, Indriidae.